AGCUUUAAAUGAAAGUAGGCACAGCGGCCAUUUGAAAUUAUUUAUUUAAUAUUGAAAUUUAGACAUUAGGCCUUGCAUUUCAAAGUCUAAUGCGCCGUUCCCAGGCCCCAUCAAUACGCAGAGCAGCCAAAAUGGGUGCUGCUAUUGAAUUGAAUGUCAAAAAUGACAACAACGUUGCUGCGCCUCUGGAAAUGCAAUGGGGAACAGCAGGUUCCUAUAAAGGAUUCAGGCCACGAAAGUACAAUGAAGGAGAGAAUCCGCUUACCGAUAAGCGUAUCUUUCUAGUGCUCUGGCGCAAACAGUCCAACAAAAAACAUAAAACCUGGACAGGCAAUGGAACUCUAGAGUUGACUGCAACCAAGGCAACUUUGAAAGACGAAAUGGGCAAAGUAAUGGAUGUUUUAACGUGUUUUAAGCAUGAAAAAAUUCAACAAGAUGCUCUACUAGAAAUCGGCAUGAGGGACGUUGAGAUACAAGUGGAGCUAACGACCGCCGCCGAAUGCAUAGCGCAGCGGAAAGAGGAAAUUGAAAACUGGUAUCGCCAGCAAGAGGAAUCUGUUGGUCUAGUUACCGGGCACCAUGAAACCAGCGGCAUGCUACAAAGGCCGCCGAACCUCUUGAAAAGGCCAAAGCGAUUGCCUGAAUGCAAAUUCCUCAACGAAAGCGCAAGCUGUGUCAUCCCAGCAGCUGCUCCUUUCAAGCUAGACGAAUACAUUUGCAUGCUGGAACCGGCGGAACUUCAAUAUCAGACAAUGCAGCUGCUUGCCGACUAUUGCCGGGAUUCGGGCAUGCAACAAACAUCCGCGUCGGCUGACAUUCUUCAAGUAGUUCAACAGAUUUGCGAUCAUCCUGUGCUACUGAAGCAUAUCGAGAAUCAACCCGUUGUGUCGGACGCACUGGUACCACAUUUGCCGCCCUGGCAGGAAAUGGGUCUCUAUGACUCUGCCAAGUUUGAAUUCGUGCAUUUAAUGCUCGACAAUUUAGUAGCGGGGCGCGGCGAGAAGUGUGCCAUUGUUGCAAACAGUCAGAAUUGCUUGGACAUCAUCAAGGGCUACUGUCAAUGCUGGGAUAUACCACACACACAAGUUGCCGAUGGCCUGCAAGCCAACUGCUUCACAGCACCCAGCACGGAGGAUGCAAGGGCACCAAUGGUUGCCCUUCUAAUGGCAAGCCAACUGCCCAAAGAGCGCCUAACUGGCUACAAAUAUGUAAUACUCUACAAUUAUAGCGCACGAGCUGCAGCGAGGCAUUUAUUGGCAGCAAACACGCGAAUUUAUACACUAAUUACAGCUGACGGCUUGGAGGAGCGACAGUUUCAACAACACUUGGGACUGGUCAAUAGCACCGAUUCCUUGAUGGAUUUACUAAACCUGCAUGUCGAGGACACGCAAAAUCUGCUCAGAGUUCUACAGAAUACGUUAACGAACUGGAGCCAAUGGCAGCCACCCUUUAGCGAAGAAUUUUUAAAGGACACAUUUUUCAGCGAUGAAUUAUCAAGCCUAAGAUGCGUCUUCAGCAAGCUGCAUAAAGAUCCAGAGUUUCAAAUACUUUAAGAAACUUCAUUAAGUUGACAUACUUUUUGGUUAAGGCAAUAUGGCAAACGUAUU
Molecule: messenger RNA, 1607 nt
Organism: Drosophila novamexicana
Lineage: Eukaryota; Metazoa; Arthropoda; Insecta; Diptera; Drosophilidae
Exons: 4
Coding region: 90-1553 (487 amino acids)
Source: RefSeq, a predicted model, not a curated record